Molecule: messenger RNA, 393 nt
Organism: Aspergillus fijiensis CBS 313.89
Lineage: Eukaryota; Fungi; Ascomycota; Eurotiomycetes; Eurotiales; Aspergillaceae
Product: ankyrin repeat domain-containing protein
Exons: 2
Molecular function (GO): protein binding
Source: RefSeq, a predicted model, not a curated record
GGUCAUAUCGAUAUCAUCGAGUUCCUAAUAAAAGAAAAAGCCCCUUUGGAGGCAGUCACCCAUGACUUGUGGACACCGCUUCAUGGCGCAUCAUCCAGCGGACAAACUGAGGCAGUGGAGUUGCUGUUGCAGCACGGAGCGAAUCUUUAUCAUCAAAGCCUCGAUGAGAAGACCGCACUGCACCGGGCUUGCCAAGGUGGACACGUCGAAACUGCCCGGGCUCUCUUACAGCGCGCAGGAGCAGAUAUUCACGCCCGAUCGCACAUCGACGAAUGGCAGCCGAUCCACUUCAGCGCUUUGGCAGGGAACGCCGAAUGCGUUGAGUUGUGUCUAAAGUACGGAGCUCAAGUCAACGCCCGGACACAAAGUGGCCAAACACCGCUCCAUCAUGCU